Vombatus ursinus (common wombat) is the source of this 2149-nucleotide messenger RNA. RefSeq names its product transcription initiation factor TFIID subunit 9-like. The record is from RefSeq and is a predicted model, not a curated record. Gene Ontology annotation, molecular function: transcription coactivator activity; RNA polymerase II general transcription initiation factor activity; protein heterodimerization activity. The coding region runs from base 24 to 839 and encodes 271 amino acids. Gene Ontology annotation, biological process: DNA-templated transcription initiation; RNA polymerase II preinitiation complex assembly. Lineage: Eukaryota; Metazoa; Chordata; Mammalia; Diprotodontia; Vombatidae. The transcript has 2 exons. Gene Ontology annotation, cellular component: transcription factor TFIID complex; SAGA complex.
GUGAAGUGUGGGCACCGGAAAUCAUGGAGCCGGGCAAGAUGGCGUCCCCCAAGAGCUCUCCGAAAGAUGCCCAAGUGAUGGCCCAAAUUCUGAAGGACAUGGGGAUCACAGAGUACGAACCAAGGGUCAUCAACCAGAUGCUGGAGUUCGCCUUUCGCUACGUCACCACGAUUUUGGACGACGCCAAGAUUUACUCGAGCCACGCCAAGAAGCCUGCGGUGGAUGCGGACGACGUGCGGCUGGCCAUCCAGUGCAGGGCCGACCAGUCGUUCACGGCGCCGCCGCCGAGGGACUUUCUGUUAGAUAUCGCCCGGCAGAAGAACCAGACCCCGCUGCCGCUGAUCAAGCCCUACUCGGGCCCCCGGCUGCCGCCGGACCGCUACUGCUUAACGGCGCCCAACUACCGGCUAAAGUCCCUGCCCAAAAAGGUGGCCGCCCAGGCGGGCCGAAUCACGGUGCCGCGGCUCAGCGUGGGCGCCGUCAGCAGCAGGCCCGGCACUCCGACCCUGGGCGCGCCCUCGUCCGCGCCCGCAGUGGCCGUGGCCGCCGACGUCGCGACCCCGCUGUCGCUGGCCGGCCAGAGGUUCACGGUGCAGAUCCCGGCCUCGCAGAGCCCCGCCGUCAAGGCCGCGAUGCCCGCGGCGCCCGCCGUGCAGAACGUCCUGAUCAACCCCUCCCUCAUCGGCUCCAAGAACAUCCUCAUCACCACCAACAUGGUGUCAUCGUCGUCGUCGUCCUCGUCCUCGUCCUCGUCGUCGUCGUCGCAGAGCACCCCCGCCGAGUCCUCGAAUUCAUUGAAAAGGAAGCACGAAGACGAUGACGACUAUAACAGCUUGUAAAAAGCCCAGAAGCCGGGCCUGGUGUCUGCCAAAGGCUAAACAUUUCCAGUCCAUUCAACUGUCCUUAUAUGACAUGGACCCAAGACCCUUCACCAUCAUGCUCUUUGGACAACAUCCUCUUUAUCAGUGUCCUUCAUAAACUGUGGUGUCAUGGUGAAACCCAGCUUCCAGCAGAAUUCUUGAUAUUAUUGAUACUUCCUGAAAGUGUUGUUUCCUUUGGGAAAAAAGUAUCCAGUUUCUUUUGCCUCCUUUCAUACCCCACACAUUUUCUCAUUUGAAAAAACAAGCAUCCUUCUUCUCAGAACUAGAUCACCAUCUGGCUAUGACCAAAGUCAUGAUCAUCAUCCAAAUGAACUUAUUCUAAUGCUCCUUUUCACAGGCAACUACAUCAUGUUUUGAGUGCAGUGCAAUUAAUCAGAAACCUAAGCAAAAACCACAGCAGCCCAGUUUUGAAAGAGAUGCUUCAUGGUGGUAUAGAGGUGACCCUUUGUUUUUUAAGGCAAUGAAUAAACAUACAUUCUGGCAAGUCCUUCCUAUCUGGGAAGGCCUUAAGUAUAUCCUCAGAAAAAAACUUUUCCUGCUGUCUGAGGACCAGCCAGCUAAGUGCAAAAGAGGAUCAUUAUAAAAAUAUAAAAUAACCUUCUGCUAUGUACAGCAGACAUAACUUCCAUGGUGAUGGGGUCAGAAUGGUGGAAAAGGAACACUUUUAAGACUUGGUUCUUAGACUGUCUAGACAAUUGGACUGUUUUAAGUCUGCAAUCUUUGUUUACCUACUGAUAAUACUGGAGGAACUGAAAUAUUCAACUACAUGAAGUAGUUGGUUAAAUGGAACUCUGGUUCCCAGCUCCCCAGGGUGGAGUUUGUUUCAUUAUGUACCCAAAGGCAACAAGGAAAGUCAUUCUGUGGGACGUGACCUUAGAACUCUGUGUCUCUUCCUUCAACUCCCUCAGGGAGAGGGAAAGUCACUGCAGGUUGAGAACUGGAAUUAUAAGCAUAAAGGAGAAUUGGAUUGUUAAAAGCAAAAGCUAUGAAGCAGCACAUAUCUUGUGAUCAAAUGAUUCCCCUUUGGGGAAUUACACCCCAAAAGGAAAUAACUUUUAAAAGUUAUUUUACAAAAGUCAUCAUAGCACUGUUUAUAAAAUUGGAAACAGCCCCAAUAACCAGCAAUAGGGAAAUGGCUCAAUAGCCUAUGGAUACCAAUAUGCCAGUAAUUUGCAUUUAGAUAGCACUUUAUAGGGCACUUUCUUCACAGCCUAUUUGUAUUGUUACCCCAUUUUACCGAUGACCAGGCUUACAAACGUUGAGUGAGU